AAACAAACGUUUUGAACGGGACUCGUGUCACGCGCCUGUGUGGGGCGUUGCUAGGCAACCCCUGCCUUGUUGCUAGCGAAGGGCAGCUAGCGUGAACCUAGCUACGUGUGGACCCACUAAAGCUCCUCCAGACGCCAUGUCGGCGGCCGAGGCGCAGGCUAACAUCGGUAAGGUGCUCGGCUUUCUCCGGGAGUGGGACCGCGGCGACGCUUCGGCCCGCAGCCGCAUGCUGCGCACCUUCGUGAGCCAGAACUCUGGGAAGACGUUUUAUGAGCUGGAGCUGCAGUUCGCCAAGGUGGCCAGUCUGUUUCUGGCCAGACUCACCACGUGGAUGAGACUCACAUACAUGUUUGGCACUUACUUGGGACUCCAGCUUAAAGCUACUGGGAUUUUCCUGUCCACAUUAAGCCAUGAUCAGUACCUGACGGAGUUCCUGGAGGACGGAGGCGUCCUCACGCUGCUGGACGUCCUGAGACAGGCCCAGAGCACAGAGCCCGACAGGGCAGAAGCCCUGCGCCUUCUGCUCAGCGUCUCCAACGCUGGCCGCAGGUACAAGGUGAUCGUCUGUAAAAGCCAAGGUGUGAAAGUCACAGCGGAGUGUCUGACCAAGUCAAACUCUGUGGAAACCCAGGAGACGGCGUGUGCCCUGCUGGAGUCUCUGUCCCAUGGAAAUCCUGAAUACCAGGAGCAGAUCUACAAAGCUCUCAUUGCCCUGAUGACCUGUAGCUCUCCUAAAGCCAAGCAGCUGGUCCUGCACACUUUACACACUGUGCAGACUAGGCUGAAGACAGCUCAUCACUGGAUUGUGGAGCCUCUGCUGAGUGUGCUCAGGUCUCUGCACCUGGAUGUGCAGGAUGAAGCCAUUAAUCUGAUAUUAGAGCUGAAGCGUUAUGAUGUGAGACCAGUAUUGCUGAGUAGCCUGGUGGCUCUGCUGAGGCCUCCUAAAGAAGAACAGCAGCACCCAAACAUAGAAGUAUGUCUUAUUUCAGAGUCAAGUUUAAUCGAUCAAAUCAAGAUGACUGGAUCACUGCCUGUGUUUGUGCAGCAAGCGGCUGCAGCUAAAGCUUUACGGCUGUUGGCUGAGGAUGACCAGGAACUGUCUCGUGAGAUUCUGUCUCUUGGGGUCACCCAACAUCUUCUGUUUUGCAUGGGCAACAGGGAGCAUAUUGAUGCUCAAAUACAAGCCAGUCUGACCUUAGAACUCUUUGUCCAUUCGUUUCCAUUUAUUGAGGAACAUGUACAGAGAGUCAUGGGCAGCACCCUGUUCACGGCAUUUAAGCACAAUGCUGGGACCUUGUACACUGAAAUAGAUGACACACUAGCAGAAAUGCUCUUAUCUAACAAGGUUGACAUACCUGAAGUUUUAGAUGGGGAACUCUGAAGGCUGACCAGAUGAAAUCUAAUUUAAUUUCUAAGUUUAAUUAUUCAGAAUUAAGAAAACUGUCUCUAAAUACUGUAUACACUAAUAAAAGAAAAUAUAAAUGUAAAAA
This is a messenger RNA of Betta splendens (Siamese fighting fish), 1490 nucleotides long. It is a transcript of the gene armh1, whose product is annotated as armadillo like helical domain containing 1. Lineage: Eukaryota; Metazoa; Chordata; Actinopteri; Anabantiformes; Osphronemidae. Bases 137 to 1381 code for a protein of 414 amino acids. The transcript has 11 exons. The record is from RefSeq and is a predicted model, not a curated record.